CACACAGAGAGAGAGAGAGAGAGAGAGAGAGAGAGAGAGAGAGAGAGAGAGAGAGAGAGAGAACCAGACAAAUUCAGAGACACCACGAGUGAGCAAGAGAGAAACCACACAUACUUUUACAGUGAGGAAAUUAAGCUCCAGAAUGUGAACAGUGAAAAUGCCCCAGUGAAAAUGCCCCAGUGAAAAUGCCCCAGUGUGAGAUCUGAACUAUGAUCCUGGCUUCAGACCACAACUAGAUAACAUCAGAGCAUUAAGAGCAAAAUGUGGGCUGACAAACUCCGCCUCCUGCUCCUGAUCCACUUUCUGCUGUUUGAUGUGGCUCAUUUCCAAGCUCCACCUCCUCUUCGCUUCAAGAACAUCAUUCAUCAGUCCUCAUCUUCGAUCCCACCAGAGACAUCGAGGUCCAUUCGAGAUGAAGAACCUCACAGUGACCUCAGCCGGCUCGUGGUCUCUGGGCUCGCCGACUCUUUACGCGGUCUUGUUGAUCUCCACAUGAAUUUGAGCUGCGCAGAGCUGGAGGCGGGGCCUUGGAAAGGGGCAGGGUUUUCUAGUGAACUUCUGAGCUUAGUCAUGGUGCCUGUACUGGUGUCUGCAGGAUGUGAACCAGAAGCAGAGGAACUGGUGAGGAACUUGUUCACAGUGCUGGGACGGGAGGACACACAGGAGCUUUUGGAGGACGUUGUUGCUCUGAUGAGAAAGUCGUCGCUGCAUCGUCUAAAUUCCGAAACCAUUCCGUCCAAAGCGAGCGGUCAGUCGGUGCGUCACCUGCAAGCCACGAUGUUUAACAUCCAACAGCUGGCAGAGAAUGUUUCUGGCUUGGAGAAGCGAUGUCAGGGCUGGCUGAGGAUGAAAGGCACAGUGUUAUUAGGUCAGAAGGUUGACCACGGAAAGAAGCGUCUGAACGAAGCAAAGCGUGUUUGCCGAAAUCUGGGAUUUAUUUGCGCAGGUGUGACUCAGGAAGAUCCCACUGACCCUGAGUCGUACCACAUCGUCCUCAGACCCGGCAGCUGGCUCAUGCCAUCGUCUUCUCCCAACCAAUCAGAGAGCUGGAUUCAGAGCUGCAGGGUGAGGCCUGUACGCCGGCGCAGGCAUGCUGAGCUUCAGCCACACUGCACAAAUAAACAAGAGGAGCGUGUGUAUAGGGUGGUGGAGUGGAUUCCUGCAGUCUCCACACUCUAUAACCUGGGUACGGCUGUUUAUUACACCUCAAUGAGCUGCCCAGAUACAGCCAAAGAAAGAGCCCUGAUGAGCGCCGUGGAUCUGGGAACCGACGCUCUCAUGGCAGCCACAGGCGGCACCGCGGGCAUAGCCGGAUAUGCCCUGGGGGCGGGGAUAAAGUCGAGCGUAAAAGCUGGAGUUAAAUAUCUGCUGAACAGAAUGAACCAGGAGGAAGAUCUGCUUAUGAACCAGAACAGCUGGGAGGAAGAAACCAUCAGCUUCCAAUAAGAAAACUUGAUUAUUUUACAUUAAUACUGCUUUUCGAAGCCCUCAGGAUGAAAACACAAGAAUUAUUCACAGCCGUUUUGUGACUUUACAAAAAAAGUCCUAAUGUUCCACUGUAGUGUGUUGUUGGGUUUAACAUCUUCUUCAUCUCAUCAUCAAGCUGAUCUACUUCCCUGUUGAUAUAUUUCCAGUUUUGGAUCUUCUUCUGCAUACUGACAUAAAAUCCCAGUGGACACGUGACUCAUCACCGGGUCAUCGGACUCAUUUAAGACGUCUGUCGAGCUUUUAAUGAAAGAGAAACACUAUGAGACUAAUUAUAUGUCAUGUAUAUAAUACUACAUAUAGAACUUUGUACAUUAAUCUGUUACUUUCAGGUGUUUGUGGUAAUAGAAAUAAAGAAACGAACAUU
This is a messenger RNA of Tachysurus fulvidraco (yellow catfish), 1852 nucleotides long. RefSeq names its product apolipoprotein F (gene apof). Gene Ontology annotation, biological process: cholesterol metabolic process. Bases 262 to 1446 code for a protein of 394 amino acids. The transcript is spliced from 3 exons. NCBI's taxonomy places the organism in Eukaryota, Metazoa, Chordata, Actinopteri, Siluriformes, Bagridae. The record is from RefSeq and is a predicted model, not a curated record.